CCGGUGGUCGAACUGCAGACUCUCCUCACAGCACGCAGAACAAAAUGAAACUUGUGGCGUGGCUCGCUGUUCUCCUCUGCCUGUUUGUCUGUCGCCUCGGAGAGGCCAGAGUUAUCCCAGAAGGAGUGCCAUAUGAUGAACCUGCAGCUGUUCCCUACUGGCCUUACUCCACGUCUGACUUCUGGAACUACGUUGAAUACUUUAGGUCCAUUGGAGCGUACAACCAGAUCAAUGAGAUGGCCCGCACCUUCUUCGCCCACCAGCACCUGGGAGACACCCUGGGAUAUGAGACAAACCAGGGCCAUGAGAAGUGAGAUGAGAGGAGGCAGCCAGGAAAACAAGUCAA
Molecule: messenger RNA, 346 nt
Organism: Nematolebias whitei (Rio pearlfish)
Lineage: Eukaryota; Metazoa; Chordata; Actinopteri; Cyprinodontiformes; Rivulidae
Gene: otos
Product: otospiralin
Exons: 4
Coding region: 45-314 (89 amino acids)
Biological process (GO): sensory perception of sound
Source: RefSeq, a predicted model, not a curated record